AUGUGGUCUGGGCCUCCUUCACUACUCACUACCACCGUCAACGUCAACGUCAACUUCAUUUCAAACCCGCCACCAAACACUCCCUCUACCACUCCUGUCUCACCCCCUCGUGCAUCCCCGCCUACCCAUGUGCUGCCUGCGCUGUCUCGCGUGCCGUGCCAUGGCUCCCACGACCAUCGCUACCCUCUGAACAUCCCUCUACCACCGUCAGCCGUACCAUCACCACCACCGCAUAAUAUUGCCAACUCUGUAGAUGUAGUUGCGCGUGCCGGCCAUGCCUUUACUCCUCCGCCGCCGCAGCCACCACCUCUCUCGCCCUGCCACCCAC
Scutellospora calospora is the source of this 328-nucleotide messenger RNA. The record is from the annotation of a GenBank genome assembly. NCBI's taxonomy places the organism in Eukaryota, Fungi, Glomeromycota, Glomeromycetes, Diversisporales, Gigasporaceae.